Messenger RNA from Eurytemora carolleeae, 5009 nucleotides. RefSeq lists its product as uncharacterized. The record is from RefSeq and is a predicted model, not a curated record. Lineage: Eukaryota; Metazoa; Arthropoda; Copepoda; Calanoida; Temoridae. The transcript has 2 exons. The coding region runs from base 28 to 1644 and encodes 538 amino acids.
CAGUUGUUAAUAGCACCACUCAACUCCAUGACGGUAGCAAAUCUAUCUGACCACUGGAAGGGAGUAGGAUCCGGUCACAACCUGGUCAAAGCAGCAGGAUUAUUCAACAUCGCUCUGGAUAUCUUGCAGUAUUUCCGAAACUACGGAAACCCAGAUAAAACCGCUGACUCUCUUCUGGGUAUAAUCACAGCUGAACUGGAGGUUGAUGUAAAAGGUCCUCUGAAUAAUAUCAUGACCAGUGAUUAUUUGGAACUUUCAGACGAAGAGAUCUUGAAGAAUCUGAAGGAUAUCGAGAGAGUCCAUAUGGUGAGGCUCACCCAUGCUUGCCAAGCACUUGAGAGCCUCGAGGCCAUGGCGCCCGUUAUGGCUACGGUCGUACGCGCUGGACUUCCUUCCACAGGACUGAAUUCUGAAACAAAACAAUUACAGUGUUUUGAGAUCUUCCAAGAAGCAGCCAGCAAAAGCUGGAACACUAUUUUUAAGAAAGCUCAACUAGUUUACUCAAUGGGGAAAGUCAAGAUAACCCCAACACAAAGGUUGAGUUUUGUUGGGAAGAGAUUUGGAAUACCAGCAGACGGAUCCUGGAGAUCAGUAUUCCUGGUCGAUCCGAUCUUCCCCGCCACCCGAACGACAGGAAACUAUCCUUCACCGUUGCUGUUGCGUUAUCUAUUACAGCAGCCUCUAACUUACGCUGAAGGACAUAAUCUGACCAAUCCGAUACUCCAGAAACAAGUUACAAUGUUAACGGAACUAAAAGAGGAUAUCAAGAAAACUGAAACCUCUAUAACCUCAACCAUGAAAAACCUGAUGGAGAAGCGGACAAUAACGAACGAAGAUAAAUCGACAGUAGAAAGUAACGAUAAAAGGAAGAAAGAAGGAUCCAUGAUCAACACAAUGGAACAAAUGUCCAAGAAAAUAGACAAACUCUCGGCAAAUCUGUCGAAACCUCAAGAAAUCAAGAAAGAAGCGAAAAAGAAUACCGAACAGGAAAAAGAAAAGGAGAAAGAGGAAAAGAUUAACUCUCAGAACACUCUAACCAUCGUCAACAACGUUAUUGGAUUAAACAAGAAAAUCAAUGAAAUUGUAGAAAUUGUGAAAAGUCAAAAAGAUGAUACAGAAGAUUUGAGGCAUAACAUGCUCGUCGGAAAUAAAAUCAAAACAGCCACAGCACAAGAAAUGACGACAAUCCAUGAGAAGCUCAGAAACGUUGAAGAAGGUAUAACUGACUAUACACGAGACGAGCUCGACAAAGUGCAGAACACACUAGUCAACAUCACAAGAGUCGUGGAAAAAGUACUCCAAGGGGUAGAGGAUAACCGGAAAACCAUCAAAGAACAGGCUGUGAAACAGGAAGAAUUUAACCAAAACCUGAUGAAAACAAUCAUGACACUUGUGAGGACAGUAAACCUCAAUACAACCCAACCUGAAUCCAAUUGGGCCGAAGAAGUAGAGAAUGCUACACCCCCACCAGUUUCUUAUAAUAAACCACCUCGAGGCAUGGAAUCAUAUGUUCCGGACGAAAACAUGUUCAUACCAAAUUAUGAACUGGAAAACGAGGCCGAACCACAGGAGUACGGAUACGAUCCAGAACACCCUCAUUAUGACGGAGAAACCCCGGCCGGAGAAGAUCAAACUACUUACUAGAAGAGUAGUCAAAUAUAUUUUUUUUAUUUUGUAUACAAAAAAUUAAUAAACCCAAAUAAAUAAUUUUUUAAAAAAAAAUAUUGUGUUAUUUCUUAUCGAUAGAGUUAUAAUCUAAAACGAAUAAAUUUUAAAGUAUAACAAAGAAACAAUAUGGCGGAAAUAAGAAAAAUUUCGUAAUUUCAUAAUGGUAGAAUAUAUAAACAUGGGCCGAUUUAAAUAAUAUCAUGCUUUAAAUGAAUUUUUAACCAAUAAAGAUGUUAAUAUAACCUUAGUCAUAAAGAAUGUUAUAAAGAAUUUAAUCAGUAAGCACUUUUUACCUAUUUAAUAUCAGAAUCCGAAACAAUUAUCUAGUAUUUGGAGAAUCUCGGCCGACAAAUCUAACUAGACUGAUUCCCGGAUAGUGGUUGAUAUAGUAUCCGACCUAUCACAACACAAACAAGUGUCAGUGCAAUGUCUAGGGAUAUUCAAAAGCAGAAUUCUGACUAAAUUAGGGCUGUCCAAAAAUAAAAAGAUAUCCAGCCCGAAAAUGAAAUUUUAUUUAAAAUACACUUUGGCAUUUACAUUUAACUUGGCUAUAAUAAACGCACAGACAACAAAGAAUGCUGCAUUCCAAUUUAUGGCGUUUGAUUGUAGGAAACCAAUUAGCCUAAAUUCAUAUAAAAAAUCAGAGUGGUGUUCACCAAAAAUAGAGAAUAAUGUAAACAAGAUGGGGGAUAGAAACGAGGAAACGAUUAUCCUGGUACAAAACUUAGAUUUCCAGAAAAUAAAGGCAACAAGAUGUGAAAAACUUACAUCUAAGUUUAGCCUUUACUGUGGUGCAUACUCACAUAUGAAAUUCCUGAGCCCUCCCACAAUAUUAGAACCAGAAGAAAUGUCACCGGAAGAAUGUUCUGAUAUGUACCGCCGCAGAGCUUUCAUUUUUAAAGGGAAAACAUAUAGGAUAGGAGUUAACCAACAAAUACAGAUACCUAUGAUUAGACAUGGGCAUUUAUAUGCAACAGAAAAUAAUGUCCAAUGCGACGGUGCAAAAUUUGUAAUUGACGGUGAGGAACACUCUAAUAUGUUAGAAUUACUAAGUGUACAAAUUACCAUGAGAGAAACCACUAUUCAAAUCUCUAAGAGCGGAAUAAUGGAUACCCAAAAUAAUAUCGAACUAGAGAAAAAAUGCCUGGAGUCCUUAAGAUGCAAAGUAGGGAUGUCCACAUAUAUACUUCUAGAAAAACCCAAAGAAUGCCAACUAGUUCAAAUUCGAACAAUAUUAGUUAACAGUACAUGGCUGGUACAUAACGGUCAAUCCACAGAGUAUAUGAUAAACGACCAACACAAAAUUUUGAUUAGAACUAUAAACAAAGAAGAAGACAAGGAAUGCGGAAUAAUGUUGUAUUCCUCCAACUACCCCAGAUUGAAACUAAUCAAACCCAUAGAGAACCAGCCAGAAUUAAUAGAUAAAUUAGUCCUACACCCGGAAGGAGUAGACAUAGACUUGGAAAUCAGAAUAUCAGAAGAAUAUAUCAACUACCGGAUUGAACACCUGUUACAAUCGCAAAGUACAAAGAUCCAACAACAUCUAUGUGCACUAGGGACAGAAAAUAUCAUACACAUGGAACGUAGCCCAAUACACCCGGACGCCCUGAUUAGAAUCAGAGGCGACAUUAUCCAGGAACUAAAGUGUAAAGAGGUUUUAGUAACAGCUACCACAGGUUACCAAAGAAACCAAGAAUGUCACCGAGACCACCUCCCUGUCUACCUGGGUGAAGAACCUGUAUAUAUAGACACAGCUAGGCUAAUUACCACAAAUCCUAUAAUGGAUCAAAUAGAUUGCGCAGAAUUGUUUCCACCCGUUUUUCAAUCAACAACAGGACAAUUGGUCCAGGCCACUCCAAAAAUACAGCUAGUACAGAUUCAACUGUCUAAACCAGAGCAACUUGGUUAUCACGUAGACUCACUAGAUCACGUUGAAGAAACAGACAGUCUCCUGUAUACCAGAAAGGAAAUCAGAGCAUAUAAUGAAUUAUUUCUAGCCCAAAGGAGUAUGAGAGCCUUAAGUUAUUCAAUGACCUCACAAUACUGUUCUUCUUCGGGAGCAUGUGGAUCAUACAGACCAACUGGACCAGGAAUAUUCGACAUAGACAAUCUUACUCAGAAUGCCUUGAAAAUAUUUAAUUGGAAAGAACAAAUAAUGGCUGCCUUAACCACAUAUGAAAACUAUGCAAGUAUCAUCGUACUUAUAUACCUAACGUGGAAACUGAUACUUACCAUAAUAGGAACUAUCAGAACUAGGAGGAAAGGCGUGACAUGGAAGACCGCAAUCAGGCUAAAUACUCUCCUCUUGACGGAGUUCAGGAAUCACCUAAUACAGGACAUUCCACUAAGACAUCCUGAACAUACUGUAAAUACAGAUGAACAAGAUAGUACGGAACUAGUGCCUUCGGUAACUCUAUAAAAAUGACGAGACUGAAUUAGAUGUCUGAUGGGGGAUAAUGAAGUAUUCUGAAGAUUUAUUAAUAAAGUAUAUAAAUCAGAUAAGAGAUGUUAGCUCCCCUGGCUGGAUGAUGCUGCCGGAGUAUGGAUUCCCGCGUUCUCAGAUCCACCCGACUCUACUCAGUACUACGGAGAUCUUCAUUAGGUUCACACCUUGAGAGGGAUCCUGUAGCGUACUACCAGACGAUCCUUGAUGCAACUCCAUUCUACCCAAACUGUAACUCCACCCUCCAACCAAGCUCACUCCAUCUUCAUUCCAUCAAUCCCAUCUCUCUCCUCUCCCCCGCCUACUUCGAGGAGCCGUAUUUCUCGAUGUCGGAGAUAUCUGAGGAACCUACAGCCCGAGACUCUGGUGCUCUUGCCGGUACCCUGCAUGCUGGUGAUCCUCCUCUGUUUGAUGUUCCUGUUGUACGACAUACUGAUGGAGGAGAUCCACAACGGUCUGUCUCUGAGCACGGGGGAUGUGAAUCCCCGUGUCCGGACCUGGACGAGGAUGAACCAUCCGUAGAGACGGAUGAGACUAGCCUCAGCUCCGAGGAUGAGUAUGAACGGUUCUCCCGUCCUCUUCAGAGCGUGGAGUCUGCAUGUGACCUGAGGAGGUCCCUGGACCUGGAACUGUUGCUUCUGAGGAACACUAUAGCUCAGAAGGAUAGACUCUGAGCUGAUCUACUCCAGCAUGUAAAGAGUGUCCUAGAUGCUCUAGAUGAUGACCUCUAUCUCCUGUAUCAAGCCCGGUAUUAUCUGGACGAUCUUAUCAAGGGAUUCUCGGAAUCCCAUCCAAGGGAUCAGACAUCUUCUUCAGCCUAGUAAUAUUAAUGUGAUUAGUAAAGUAUUUACUCAUGUGCUUAAUAAUAAUAAGGUUAAUAAAACUCUACUUACGAUUA